This is a messenger RNA of Peromyscus californicus insignis, 8003 nucleotides long. It is a transcript of the gene Phf21a, whose product is annotated as PHD finger protein 21A. Gene Ontology annotation, cellular component: histone deacetylase complex. Gene Ontology annotation, biological process: negative regulation of transcription by RNA polymerase II. Gene Ontology annotation, molecular function: chromatin binding. NCBI's taxonomy places the organism in Eukaryota, Metazoa, Chordata, Mammalia, Rodentia, Cricetidae. The transcript has 19 exons. Bases 1650 to 3704 code for a protein of 684 amino acids. The record is from RefSeq and is a predicted model, not a curated record.
AAAAAAAAAGCUGCGGCUGCUGACGCCGCCGGGCCCGAGUGUGUGUGAGUGAGUGUGUGUUGGUGCAUUUGUCUUGGGUGGCCGGAGCAGCGUUGGGGAAAUUCCGCUUAUUCUUCUUCUUCUGCAACUUGUUAUUCCGAGGAGUCCGCCUGCACCCCUCACCCCGGGGCGGCCCUCCCGCCGUCGCCGCCGGCCCGCCGCCCCGGGACCCCGCGCGGGCCGGGGACUCACAGGCCCCUCCGAGAGGGGCCGCGGCCGCCCCUCCCCCCCGGGCCGCGGGGGGAGGGGCGCGCGGAGUGGGACUCUUUCCGUUUGGUCCAGCCCCGCGGUGCACGCAGUUCCCAACACUUCUCGUCAUCCUCUCUCUGCUCUCUUUAUUCUGCUGAGCGGUGCUGUUAGGAUUUCUUUCUCUCUCUCUUUUUUUCCCUACCUCCUCCUCCUCCUCCUCCUCCUCCCUUGACCACGCUCGCUCGCAAUGGUGGGUAGCUGCAAGGUGGCCCUGGCAGGGGAGGGGUUUGAUGUGGACAUGGGGGCACCGGGCGAGAAAGGUCUCCUUUCAACUUUGUCUUGUGGCUUGCACCCCGGGAGGAGGCCACAUGCCGAUUGUGGGGUGUAGAUGUGCUGGGAGUGAUUUCUAAGUAGUUGAGUUGUUGAGAUGAGGGUACGACGGCUAAUGGUAGACAGGUUUUGUUUUCGUGGGUGAAUCCGGUGUCAUCAUAUUCCGGUCAUAUGUUGAAAUAUUCUUUGUUUAGGUCUUGAAGUAGAGGAUCUCCCUCUGCACGUCCACAUUGUGUUGUUUUUAAAUGAUGUCUUCGGGAGUAUGGAUUUCUAGAAUCUCAAAUGUGAUUUUAAGGUCUCGGCAUGUGUGGGCCUCAGCACUGGCCUUGACAGUGAACUUUGUGGCUGGUUUUUUUUUUUUUUUUACUUCUAAGAUUUUACUCCAUAGCUGGGAUGCUAGUUAUACUUAAUGGUAGGUAUCAGGAAUGUAGAGUCUUGAGCUGAGGAAGUUAGAGAGGGAAGGGCAUUUAUUUAUUAAUAAUUGAUAGCUGAAUGUUAGAAUCAGAUUCAUUUGGGCUGGCUGAAGGUUUUUUUUCUUCUUUUUUUCCUUUAAGGCAGUUGUGCAUUCUAGGAAGGAAGCCCUUUGGCAGACGCUCUUUAUGGUGGCUCUUUGGGGGCGCGCGCGCGCGCGGGGCGCGGGGGGGGGGGGGUCACCUUUUAGAGAGAUCUUUAGCAUCAUCUGUAGCUUUUAUUGAGGGCCUGUUCAGGGGGCUCAGAUUGAGGCUAAGAAGUGUAAGGCUACUUUUGGGAAAAGUCUUUUAUGUUAUUUGUUUACAUUUCAUGUUUCCUCACAGUUGGGCAGUAGAAAUAAGUAGGUCAGCUCUCUUAUUGGUUUUUGAAGGUUAGCCCCCUCCCCCCUUUUCAAAGUUUUACCAUCUACUUGGUUUACAGCCUUGUAGGAAAGCAUGCCCGAAAAUUUCCUGGGAAUACUGUUACUCAUUUUAAUUUCGGGGAUUAGAGAGCUGAAGGAGAGCCAGUUUCCCCAAAAUUGGUUUCUUUACUGCAGGACUUCUCAGAACCUUUAAUAUGCUAAUGUGCAUUGUGAAUCUCCAAGAUGGGGAUAUGAUAUGCAGCAUUCUUGAAUACUUCUAAUGACAGGGAGCCCACUACCUCAUAAGCUGCAGCAACAAGAGGAGCUUGUUAUUUUAAAGGGAGGUGAAGACACUGUAGAAUCAGCAGGCAGAAGAAAGGGGAGAAGGCAGAGGAUGGAGUUGCAGACCCUACAGGAGGCUCUGAAAGUGGAAAUUCAGGUUCACCAGAAACUGGUUGCUCAAAUGAAGCAGGAUCCACAGAUAUUUUUUCUUUCCAAUCAGAAUGCUGACUUAAAGAAACAGCUUCAUGAACUCCAAGCCAAAAUCACAGCUUUGAGUGAGAAACAGAAAAGAGUAGUUGAACAGCUGCGGAAGAACCUAAUAGUCAAGCAAGAGCAGCCGGACAAGUUCCAGAUACAGCCAUUGUCACAGUCUGAAAAUAAACUACAAACAGCACAGCCGCAGCCACUACAGCCACUGCAGCCACUGCAACAGCAGCAGCAACAGCAGCAGCAGCAGCAGCAGCAGCACGCCCAGCAGUCAGCAGCACCGCCCAGCCUGACUGCAUCACAGAAGACUGUAACUACAGCUUCUAUGAUUACCACAAAGACACUACCUCUCGUCUUGAAAGCAGCAACUGCGACCAUGCCUGCCUCUGUUGUGGGCCAGAGACCUACCAUUGCUAUGGUGACCGCCAUCAACAGUCAGAAAGCUGUGCUCAGCACUGAUGUGCAGAACACACCAGUCAACCUCCAGACGUCUAGUAAGGUCCCUGGGCCUGGGGCAGAGGCUGUCCAAAUUGUGGCAAAAAACACAGUCACUCUGCAGGUUCAAGCAACACCUCCUCAGCCCAUCAAAGUACCACAGUUUAUCCCUCCUCCUAGACUCACUCCACGUCCAAACUUCCUUCCACAGGUCCGCCCCAAGCCUGUGGCCCAGAAUAACAUUCCUAUUGCUCCAGCGCCUCCUCCCAUGCUUGCAGCUCCUCAGCUUAUCCAGAGGCCUGUCAUGCUGACCAAGUUUACACCCACAACCCUCCCCACAUCCCAGAAUUCCAUCCACCCCGUCCGUGUCGUCAAUGGGCAGACCGCAACCAUAGCCAAAACGUUCCCCAUGGCCCAGCUCACCAGCAUUGUGAUAGCUACUCCAGGGACCAGACUCGCUGGACCUCAGACUGUACAGCUUAGCAAACCAAGCCUUGAAAAACAGACAGUUAAAUCCCACACAGAAACAGAGGAGAAACAAGCAGAGAGCCGUACCAUCACUCCACCUGCUGCCCCAAAACCAAAACGAGAAGAGAACCCUCAGAAACUUGCCUUCAUGGUGUCUCUAGGGUUGGUAACACAUGACCAUCUAGAAGAAAUCCAAAGCAAGAGGCAGGAGCGGAAGAGAAGGACGACCGCGAACCCAGUGUACAGCGGGGCCGUCUUUGAGCCGGAGCGUAAGAAGAGCGCAGUCACCUACCUUAACAGCACAAUGCAUCCUGGGACGCGGAAGAGAGCCAAUGAGGAACACUGGCCAAAGGGUGAUAUCCACGAGGAUUUUUGCAGUGUUUGCAGAAAGAGUGGCCAGUUGCUGAUGUGUGACACCUGUUCGCGUGUGUAUCAUCUGGAUUGCUUAGACCCUCCUCUGAAAACAAUUCCCAAGGGCAUGUGGAUCUGCCCCAGAUGUCAGGACCAGAUGCUGAAGAAGGAAGAAGCAAUUCCAUGGCCUGGAACUUUAGCCAUUGUUCAUUCCUAUAUUGCCUACAAAGCAGCAAAAGAAGAGGAGAAGCAGAAGCUACUGAAGUGGAGUUCAGACUUGAAACAGGAGCGAGAGCAACUGGAGCAGAAGGUGAAGGAGCUCAGCAGUUCCAUAAGUAAAUGUAUGGAGAUGAAGAAUACCAUCUUGGCACGACAGAAGGAGAUGCGCAGCUCCCUGGACAAGGUGAAACAACUCAUCCGCCUCAUCCAUGGCAUCGACCUCUCUAAACCUGUAGACUCUGAGGCCACUGUGGGGGCCCUCUCCAAUGGCCCAGACUGCACCCCCCCUACCAACGCCGCCUCCACCCCUGCCCCCUCCCCCUCCUCGCAGAGCUGCACAGCGAACUGUAACCAGGGGGAAGAGACUAAAUAACAGAGCCCUCCCUCGAGGAGAUGCCACAGCCCAGUGGCGAGGAGACUCUAGAGAAGCAAAGCCGGAUUUCUUCUGGAAAGUACAGAAUUCUUUUGGUUCUUUGGUUCCAGAGAGAGAAAAGAUGCUUGUGCCAGUGGCACCGAGUUUGCCAAUUGAUUCUUCUUGUUCUGUGUGUACAUGCAAAGAUUGGACCAUGUUACAUGAAAUAGUGCCAGCUGGAGGUUCUUUGCCAGCACCAUGCCAAGUGAAAUAAUAUAUUUACUCUCUCUAUUAUACACCAGUGUGUGCCUGCAGCAGCCUCCACAGCCACGGUGGGUUUGUUUUUGUUCUGUUGGGUGGGGAGCAGGGACGGGCGGAGGGAGGAGAGCAGGUUUCAGAUCCUUACUGGGAGCCGUUUGUUUAGGUAGAAAAGACAAGUCCAAAGAGUGUGUGGGCUUUCCUGUUCCUAAACUUUCACUACCAUAAAACCAAAAAAAAAAAAGAAAAAAAAGAAAAAAAAAAAGGAAAUAGAGGUUUAACUAAUCCAGUGCCCAGAGGAGGGCCAGGAAGGCUGGGGGGGAGCCAGGGUGGGAAAGUAUAUGACAUAAGCAGUAUUUAAUGUUCCUGGAGGGGGCUAGUGCCGGGAGAGCCCAGGUCCCCUCCCCAGCUCCGCUCUCCCACGGCCUCCAGCAGCCCUGCCUUCCCUCUGCUUGGGUAGUGCACAGCCCCAGGUGGUCCCCAGGCUGGGAAGCAGGGAAGGGAAGGUAUGCGUGGUCCAGGAGGGAGAAAGGCGGAUCACAGGUUUUACUUGAAAACAAGCUCCAUCCUUUUUCUAUAUUUAUAAGAAGAGAAGGUUCUGAGCAGAGCAGCAUGACCCAGGUGUGGCACGAUCACGUGUGUGUGAAUGGAGACGACCCUUUUCUCUUCUUCAAGUUUAUUUUUUAUUUCUGUUCUUGUUUAAACAAAGUUUUAUUUCAUUGUUUAUUUUACCUUUUUUGUUUUUGUUUUUUUGUUUUGUUUUGUUUUGUUUUUUUGUAACAAGAACUAAACUAAGGAAUAGAAAAGCUGUUUUCAGGCUGACGGUCCUGUUAAGGGUAGUGAGACCUUGCAUGGUAGACUAGGCGUUAUAGUGUCAGUGAGGUCAGUGAGUCUUUGUGCGUCCUGUGUCAUCAUUUGGGCACUAUUGGUUUUUGUUUGUUUUGUUUUUUGGUGUUUUUUUGUUUUGUUUUGUUUUGUUUUUUUAAUGCAAGGGCAAAAAAAUCUUUGUACCUGGGGAAAACAACAGCAACUUUCUUUUUUUAAUUAAAAAGGAAAAUAAAAUAAAAGAUAUUGAGGUCUUCCUAGUGUUACUUAAAUUAAGAUCAAGGUAAGAAACAUUGUAAAAAAAAAAUUUACAAAAGUGCUAUUUGUUUCCUAAAAAACGGUGAUUUAUAUUAAAAAGGUGUCAGAACUGGAGAAAAUGCCGUGUAGUUAUAAUUUUUUAGCACAGAACCUGCUGAUCACGAUGACAUUUUGCUGUGUUUGUGCCUCUAGACUGGUGGGCCAAUGUUCAGAAUGGCAGGUCCUCCCACCUCCUCCCUCCUCAGACUGUGCUGUCUUUUUGGUACAGGGAUCGCAUCUCCUGUGUUUUAAGCCAAAAUGGAGUGUGCAUGGUGGGGUCUCCCCACGGUCUCAGACCUUGCUGGAGUGCAGGCUUGUGCCCACCUAAGACCUUCCUUUGGUGCUGUUCUCAGUCUCUCAGCCACCAGCGUUAUGUAUGCCUCGGGGGCACCUGGGGGGAGUGACCAGUGAGGCGCCUCACUGCCUGUACACUUGGCCUCUGGGGGUGGGGUGGGGUGCAGGCUGGCUGCAUCAGAACUAAGGAAGGAGAGUCCUUGAGGGUCCCUAUGUCUCUGAGAGCCCAGGUGACCUUCAAGUCCAUCUUGCACUGAAGAGAGAGGGCUGAAGCUCCAGCUGUCCUCUGCCUCCUGGCACCAGGGUCAGAAUUCACUCCCAUUCCACCCACCCACACGCUUCUUGGGUGUCCCUGGGCUAGAAUCCACUAUGCUUGCCUUGCUUGGCCUGUUGUGGCCUUUUCUUCUUGGAAAACUGGGGUUCUAAAAGGCUCUCUAGCCAUCUCCCCUACAGUACCAUGGGGAAAGUCACUAUGAGAUGCAUGCUCCCACUGGAAACCUUUGGCCAUUGCAUGGCCUUGAGUGGAGGGACAGAGACCUAGGCUCUGCCGUCAGGUCCACAUCAGCAUCUCUCUGGAGCCAUCCAGGCCCCCAGGUCUAGAAAUAGCAGGAAAGGCCCUUUUGCUUCUUCCUUGCCCAGUUAGGUCCAGGGAGAAAGAGCUGGAACCUGACAGUACCUACAGCAGGGAAGGGUGCUUCUGAGAGUGAGCAAGGCCCGUCCACACCAGCCGUCCAAUCCUCUCCCAAGCAUUUGAGAAGAGGGCAUGUAGUUUGGCCAUGCAGGCCUCUGACUUCAGGUUGACUGAGGGGGGCAGGAAAGAACCUUCUUUUCUUCUUCAGAGACCAAGGUGCUAAGUCUAGUUCGUGAGCUUUGGAGAAGCCUGGACUAGUCGGAGGAAUCUUUGGCAGAGGACCAGAGACCAGCAGCAGGCCGAUGCCCCGUCUUGGCUCCUCAACCUCCCAACCCCCUGUUGGACUUGUCUGGGCCCAUAGGCCAGGGCUUGGCACACAGUGCCUACCUGCCCCUGUGAUGGAAAGAGGUUGAGAAACCAAUCACUACAGGCCUUUGCCCCAGAAGAGCUGCUUGCUGGUGACCAUGCAGGAGCUGAGCAGCAUAGAGUCCCUUCUUCUGAUGUUUGGAAAUGAGCUGUUUGAGUCGACUGGAGCGGAGUAAAAAAAUGGAGCCCUGCUCCAGGCCUCCACUGUGGGCCCUGUUCCUCCAUCUACAUGCCCUUCACUCUGUCAGCACAGAGCUCCUUGUCCCCUUAGCCCUGUGAGUACCUGUGACCGCGUGGGACACACAAGCUGCUCCUCCUGAGCUGCCCCCACCCCUCCGUCUUCCCUCCCUCCCCCCCCCCCCCCCCCCCCCCCCCCCGCAGUCUAUUGCUCUUGCAGCCACAUGUGGGAGGCCCACUGACUCGGCAGUUGCUUUGGAGGGCCUUGGACUGGGAGUCCCCUGGGCCCCCAGACCAGGCUGUAAAGGCAGGGAGGCCAGCACCAUCCUCUCGUUUCUCACUUGAAGGGGCCUUUCUCUCUCUGAACCCACAGUCUUGCCUGCCUCUGCUGACUCCACCAGUUCUCAUCUCUUCCUUCCUUAUCUGCCUGCUGACGGCACCCUUCAGGGAGGACUCAGCUAGCGACAGUCCCUGGAUGGCACUACCUGUGUGGGGCCUGUCUCUGGAGCCAGUGACAGCCACCAGGCAGCCUCCAGCUGGCCCCCAUCUUGGUGAUUGAUAUCCUCUAGGGCUCCCUCUCCUGCUGCUGCUGCUGCUGCUGCUGCUGCUUCCUGUCUGAAGCCCAACAGGCAAUGCUCAGGGUCCAUGUGUACCCAGCACUGACCCAGGGUUUCCAGCUGUCUGUCUGCAUGUUCAGCUGCCUCUCCACCACCUCUUGAUGCUUCCUCUUGGGGCUUCUGGAGCCUUCUUGACUCACCACCACCACCACCACCCCGGCUCACACUUCAAGUGGUCUCUUCCCAUUAGGUCCUUCUUGGAUAUGGACCUUACCUAACUAAAGGGCUGAACUCUUGAGGACACUCCUCCCAGGGGCAGGAGUAGGAGGGACCGGUGGCCCUUUUCCGGACACUGGCUUCUCCAGAGCCCAUGGCUUCUGUUGAAUGCAGGCUACUUUGCUCUGUGUAAAUGACUGUGGACCUUGUCCCGCCCCUCAUCCGAGCACCCUUGGCAGAAAACGGGAGUCUCGUUUCUCAUCCUGCCUUCAGUCUAUGCUCCUGUCAGCUCCUCCCCAAGGAGAUGGGUGACCCACCGGGAAGAUUCCGCUGGUCCUCCCCCAGGAAUGAAGAGUCCUGAGAGCCAGGGUGGCACUCUUUAGCAGUUCCACAUGGCAGCCUUGGCCCCUGCACCCCUCUCCAGUGUCCUCGCUCUUAGCCCAGGGUGAGUGGCAGUCGGGUGGGUGGGCUGAGCAGACCAGAAGCUCAUAGGUAAGAGCCAGCCAGACCCAGUCCUGUCUGUGUCCAUGCCCUUUGUGAUUUCAGUCUUGGUAGAAUUUGUAUUUGGAGUUUUGUGCUUCAAACUUUCUGUUUUGUUUGUUUGGUUUUUGUUUGGAGGGGGUGGGGGGGUACAGAGCAGCCGAUCAAUUUGUAUUUAUUUAUUUUAACAUUUUACUAAAUAAAGCCAAAUAAAGCCUC